Molecule: messenger RNA, 1028 nt
Organism: Gallus gallus (chicken)
Lineage: Eukaryota; Metazoa; Chordata; Aves; Galliformes; Phasianidae
Gene: CBP2B1
Product: scale keratin-like
Exons: 2
Coding region: 175-666 (163 amino acids)
Cellular component (GO): intermediate filament
Molecular function (GO): structural constituent of cytoskeleton
Source: RefSeq, a predicted model, not a curated record
CCUCCGUGUCUUAUUAAUCUGGGGUUUGCCCCAGUUAUGCACACAUACAAAUUGUACCUUAGGUGAGCCCCAUGAUCUGGGGAACUGUAUAAAAACUCUCCGAACUGAGAGCUCUUCAUUCCACUUUGCUUGCUUUGUUCUCCCCGUGAAGAGGCUUACAUCCAUCCUCAAAAGAUGUCCUGCUACGAUCUGUGCUCCACCACCACCGGUGGCAUCAGUUGCCCCCAGCCCAUCGCUGACAGCUGCAAUGAGCCCUGUGUCCGGCAGUGCCCUGACUCCACGACUGUGAUCCAGCCACCUCCUGUUGCCAUCACCUUCCCUGGACCCAUCCUCAGCUCCUUCCCCCAGCAAGCUGUGGUGGGAUCCUCUGGAGCACCCGUUCUUGGGGGCUCUGGGGGCUCCUCCCUUGGCUAUGGGGGUCUGUAUGGCUAUGGAGGCUCCUCCCUGGGCUAUGGGGGUCUGUAUGGCCUUGGGAGCUAUGGGGGCUACGGGGGCUAUGGAGGUCUGUAUGGAGCCUCCUCCCUGGGUUAUGGUGGUCUGUAUGGGGGCUCCUGCCUGGGUUAUGGGGGUCUGUAUGGCUAUGGUAGAUCCUAUGGCUCCAGCUAUUGCAGCCCUUACUCCUACCGGUAUAGCAGAUACCGUCGUGGCAGCUGUGGGCCCUGCUAAACACAACAGGAAAAUCCACUGAAUGAAGUACCAGUGAAAAACAAAAUGCAGAUUUGCCAGCGAGCAGAUGAGUGACAGCUUUGUGAAAGCAUUCGCUAAUCCUGCUCAGGGCUCCGCCAUUUGUAUGCUCCACACCUCUACAUUUUUCCUUUGAAUUCUUCUCUGGUACCUUUGUGGGUUCAGUUGUUUAUUUCUAUUUUAUCAUGCUUGUUUCUGAGUGCAGUGAGAAAUGUAACAUAGUUCCUUUCCAAAUGCAUCUGUCUCCGACAUCCUGCGUAUACAUACUUGAUACCGUGAUACUUGUUUGUUCUUUCCAUUCUCAUUAAAAUUCCACUGCAUCAUUAAAAAAAAGAAAAAAAGUG